Molecule: messenger RNA, 432 nt
Organism: Alternaria arborescens
Lineage: Eukaryota; Fungi; Ascomycota; Dothideomycetes; Pleosporales; Pleosporaceae
Exons: 1
Coding region: 1-432 (143 amino acids)
Biological process (GO): mRNA splicing, via spliceosome
Cellular component (GO): spliceosomal complex; U5 snRNP; U4/U6 x U5 tri-snRNP complex
Source: RefSeq, a predicted model, not a curated record
AUGGGUUCCGUAGUCCUCCCCCACCUGCGCACAGGAUGGCACGUCGACCAAGCCAUCCUCAGCGAGGAGGACCGCCUAGUUCUGAUCCGCUUCGGCCGGGACUCGGACCCCGACUGCAUGUCGCAAGACGAGGUACUCUACAAGAUCGCCGACCGUGUAAAGAACUUCUGCGCCAUCUACCUCUGCGACCUCGACGAAGUCCCCGAUUUCAAGGCCAUGUACGAGCUGUACGAUCCUUGCACUGUCAUGUUCUUCUUCCGUAACAAGCACAUGAUGUGUGAUUUUGGAACGGGAAACAAUAACAAGCUGAACUGGGUGUUGGAGGAUAAGCAGGAGUUUAUUGAUAUUAUUGAGACGGUAUAUCGGGGGGCGAAGAAGGGUAGAGGUCUGGUUGUGUCGCCGAAGGACUAUAGUACUAGGUAUAGGUACUAG